CUCUUUUCUUCUCCUCUCCUCUCUGUUCUGGCACCUUCCCUGGACCACCAGACCAAAAACAUGACAUGAACAUGCCUCCUAAAAUCACUGCCCAGCCAGAGUCGAUCACUGCCUUCUCCUCCGACAUCACUCUCACCUGCGAGGCUUCUGGGAACCCCAAGCCCAUCUUCCGCUGGCAGAAGGACGGCCGUGAGUUCGACCCGUCCAGUGACCCGGACUUCAAGGUGACGCCGGGCACGGGGACCUUCUCGGUGAUUGCGGAGGACAAGCCCAUCAGCGGCUACAGCGGCCGCUACGUCUGCUUCGCCGCCAAUGAGCUGGGCACCGCCGUCUCCAACCAGGUCCAGAUCACCACAGAGAACCCCCCCACCAUGGGCAAGGAGAAGAAGGUGCUGAAGAUGAAGGUGGACCAGGGGGACAAGGUGGUGCUGGAGUGCAACCCCCCCGCCAGCAUCCUGCCCCCCAACAUACACUGGAUGGACAGGACUCUGCAUCACUUUGAGACGAAUCAGCGUGUGGUUCAGGGCCUGGACGGCAACCUGUACUUCUCCAACACCAAGGUGGGCGACAGCCGCGACGACUACACCUGCAACAUGCACUACCUGAGCGCUCGCACCAUGUUCUCCAAGGAGCCCAUCACCCUCGUCGUCUCUGAUACGGUGGCCCGUAAGCGUCGUCCCCAGAUGCUGAGGCCGACCGGCUCCCGUAGCUCCUACCACGUGCUGAGGGGACAGACGCUGCAGCUGGAGUGCAUCGUACAGGGCCUGCCGACGCCGUCGGUGCGCUGGGUGAAGAAGGACAGCGUGAUGUCAGAGACGCGCGUGACAAGGCGUAACAGCAACACGCUGCUGCACCUGAGCGACGUGCAGAAGGCCGACGAGGGCCAGUACCAGUGCACCGCCAACAACUCACAAGGCACCGUCACGCACGUCUACAACGUAGUGGUGGAGGCGGCCCCCUACUGGCGUGUGAAGCCGGUGAGUCAGCUGUAUGCCCCCGGCGAGGACGUCAAGCUGGACUGCGAGGCCGACGGCAUCCCCACACCACAGGUCUCAUGGAGCAUGAACGGAAGCCCACUACCAGAGGUGGACCCUGACCCUCGGCGUAUUGUGAAGGCCGGCGUGCUGCUGCUUAAGAACGUGGACUUCUACGACACGGCCGUCUUCCAGUGCAAGGCCACCAAUAAGCAUGGGAGCAUCGUGGUCAACACAUACGUCUAUGUUAUCGAGCUGCCUCCACAGAUCCUGACCCCCACUGGCCAGACGUACAGAGUGGUCGAGGGUGGACUCACCAGUCUAGAGUGCAGGAGCUUCGGGUCACCCAUGCCUCAGGUGUCAUGGGAGAGCGAGGACCAGACCUCCGUGAUGUCAUCGUCUCGAGUCUCACAACUGAUUGGUGGAGCUCUGCACAUCACAAACGUCACCCAUGACGACGGCGGGCUCUACACAUGCUCAGUGACCAGUGCCAAUGCCUCCAUCACCGCGGAGCUGGAUGUAUUUGACAAGACGGUGAUUACGCUGCCCCCCUCUGAGCUGCGUGUGCAGCGGGGCAACGUGAGUGUGUUCACCUGCGUGGCUCAGGUGGAUCGCCGCCUGGAGUACGAGCUGCAGUGGAGGAAGGAUGGAGCGAAGCUGGACGACUCCGCAGAGGACGACAAGUACACCUUCGAGGGUCCAGAGCUGAGGGUGGCGGAUGUGCAGGAUGAGGACCAGGGCGUCUACACCUGUGAUGUCAUCACCGUGCUGGAUAACGCAGAGGCCAGCGGAUCCAUCACCAUCGUCGAUGUUCCAGACCCCCCUAAUCAGCCCCAGGUCACCAACAAAAAGGACCGCAGUGUCACUCUCACCUGGUCACCAGGGGAGGACAACAACAGCCCCAUCACAGGUUACAUCGUUGAGGUGGAGGUGACGGGCGUGGAGACGGAUGAUUGGAUGGAGUGGAGGCGUAUCGUUGGUAACGAGCAGCAGGCCGUGCUCUCGCUGCGACCUUUCCUCUCCUACCGCUUCCGGGUCAUCGCCAUUAACGACGUGGGCAUGAGCAGACCCAGCCAGGCAUCGGACCCACACUCCACCCUCGCAGCACCACCGGACAGCAACCCAGUGGGAGUGAAGAGCGAAUCAGUGGACCCUGAUCAACUGGUGAUCACAUGGGAUGAGAUGGACCAGCAGAGCUUCAACGGUCCUGCGUUCCAGUACAAGGUGAUGUGGAGGCGGGUGGUGGGCGCCGGCCCCGCCUGGAGCUCCAACUUCAGCAGCUCUCCUCCGUACGUGGUGACGGGCGUGGGCAACUUCACCGCCUUCGACAUCAAGGUACAGGCCGUCAACGAGCUCGGCCUGGCCCCCGAUCCUGUGCCCGCCAUUGGCUACUCUGGGGAAGAUGUACCUCUGGCGCCCCCUAUGGACCCGGCGGUGGAAGUGCUCAACAGCACGGCGAUCAAGGUCAAAUGGUUCCCCAUCGCCAUGGAAACUGUCAGGGGACACCUGCUGGGAUACAAGAUCCACCUGUGGCACAUAGGCCCCAUGAACGUGCCACACCACCACAAGGACCCGGGCCAGCACGUGCACCACCAGCCCCCCGGCAUCACCCUCUCCACGGGGCCCACGGAGACCCACAAGGUGGUGGCGGACCUCCAGCCCUACUCCAAAUACGUGCUCAGGGCCACCGUCUUCAACAGCAAGGGAGAGGGGGUGGGCUCCGAACCGCUCCUCAUCCACAUGCCCGAGGGAGUCCCCAGUCCUCCUGCGGAUCUGGAGCUUGUGAGCCCGUCUGAGACGGAGAUGACUCUGCACUGGAAGCCUCCUGCUCAGCCCAACGGACUCCUCACUGGAUACCUCGUGCAGUACCAACAGAUCUCUGAGACGGACUACAGUCCUGUGCAGGUGGUCUCCAUAGAGAACCCCAAGAUCACCAACAUGACCAUCAACCGUCUGGACCCCCGCAGCCGCUACCGCUUCCACGUCCGGGGCCGCACCAGCAAGGGGGAGGGCAAGCCCAUCACCAAGGAGGGCGCUACCAUGCUGGACGGAUCUCCUCCUGCGUUCAUCAACGUGUCAGUGGGGGAGACGCUGCUGAACCUCAGCUGGGCCUCACAGGAGAGACAGAGGAGCGUCGGCUUCUACCUCGAGUACCUCAGGAAAGGCGGCUGGGGCAAGUGGGUGAGGUCUGAGAAGCUGGACUCCUCGCUGUCCUUCUACCAGCUCCAGGGGCUGCAGCCGGGCUCUGAGUACCGCCUCAGGGCCACCUACAACAACACCUCCUUCUGGGACACCGAGGUCCACACCGAGGGAGCAGGUGUGAUGCAGGUGCAGGCGGGCUUCGCUACGGAGGGCUGGUUCAUCGGGCUGGUCAGCGCUGUGGCCCUGCUGGUCCUGCUGCUCCUCAUCCUCUGCUUCAUACGCAGGAGCAAAGGAGGAAAAUACUCAGUCAAAGAUAAAGAGGAAGGUCACAUAGACUCUGAAGCUCGGCCCAUGAAGGAUGAGACAUUUGGAGAAUACAGAAGUGACAACGACGACAAGCACACGGCCAGCCAGCCGUCGCUGUGUGACGACAGCAAGCUGUGCAGCGAGGACGGCUUGGGCCUGGGUGACUACGGCAACAGCCACAGCCACAGCGUCCAGACCGAGGUGAUCAUGGACGAGUCCCUGGCCAGCCAGUACAGCGCCGCCACCAACGCAACCGGGAACGGAAACGGAACCGGUGUUGGUGGCAAUGGCAACGGCAUCGGCGGUGUCGGUCUUGGUCUCGGUGUCGGUGGUGUUGGCGGCAUCAUCAUGCGAGACGGCGGGUGCGGUCCCGAGUCCUUGGAGGCUCCAAGCGGCGAUGUGUCGCCACCCCCGCUCCAGCCCCCGCCCUACAGCCCCUCGCCUGCCUUCUCUUAGACUAGAGUAGAGUAGAGUAGAGUAGCACGGUUCAAGGGACAGUGAAUGUGUGUGAAUGCGAGUGUGUGUGUGAGUGUGUUUGUCGAUGUGGAUGGGUGGUUGUUAAUUGAUGUGUGUGUGUGCGUGUGUGUAGGACCAGACCAAACAUGAGAUCCCAUUUGUGCCCGUGUAGUGCCAUGCCAUGCAGAUUACCAACAUUGUCCAUGUGAGCCCAUUCAUUCCAUCUGCUGUAAGCAUGCGUACUGGGGACCAGUACUAACCAGGACCCUGUUUCUCGACUUAGUUAGUUGCUUAUGGGAAAUUGCAUUGCAACCAAGUAACUGCAACACUGUCGAGAAACGGGGCCUAGUGCCAGGCCCAGUGCAUGCGCUAAUUCACCUGAUGCCAAGUUGGUGGCAGAUUAACUAGCUGCGACCAAUUUAUGUAACAUACUGCAACUGACUGCUACAUUACUGUGACUGACUGUAUUUUAUACUGUUAAGUAACACCACCUGACUGUAUCUAACGCUCUAAUGGA
Messenger RNA from Engraulis encrasicolus (European anchovy), 4395 nucleotides. It is a transcript of the gene l1cama, whose product is annotated as L1 cell adhesion molecule, paralog a. Bases 66 to 3878 code for a protein of 1270 amino acids. Gene Ontology annotation, molecular function: cell-cell adhesion mediator activity. Gene Ontology annotation, biological process: axon guidance; brain development; cell-cell adhesion. Gene Ontology annotation, cellular component: plasma membrane; axon. The transcript has 26 exons. The record is from RefSeq and is a predicted model, not a curated record. Lineage: Eukaryota; Metazoa; Chordata; Actinopteri; Clupeiformes; Engraulidae.